AUUACUUCCUCGCAUUCAUCUUAAAUUCGUUGUUUUGUAAGCAUGAAGGCACAUGUGGUGGUCAGUUGUACUGAAUUGAAGUUCGUUCAAUUCAUAAAGAAGGAAUGACAAACAUGGGGUGGUGCCGUUUCAGUUUGUAAUGAGAACAAGACCCCUAAUUGCCAUUCUGCACAACUGAAAACAACAAUACUUGCAGUUUGGGGGUUAGUCCAUUAUGAAGAGUGGAGUUCACCCCAUUUUGGUAAUUGACUCUUCGGUCGAAUUCGAUUCUUGCAAUUCAAUUUAACCAAACAUCCAAAAGCAGCCUUUACUAAUGCAUAUCCAAUUGUGUACUCUUUGCUAUUUACGUUGGCAUUUUUGUUGCAAGGAACUUACAGGCAUGGAUAGAGUUGGACACAAACUGUUUUCUCAUCAGAUGAAGUAACGUUGAGUGGUGGAGCAUGGCUUGUACCUCAUUGAGUUCAUUGUGUGGACCUUGUUGAUCUGUCAUUGAGCCAAUUUAACAGGUGGCAUUUUCUGUUCGAGAGGAAAAGCUUGAAACUGAUGGCGGAGGACUUAGAACAAACCAGUAUAGGAAGGUUGAAGAGAAGGUGGUACGAAAUGUAUUGGCCAGAGGUGGAGACCAACGACAGACUUAGCGAUUUACCCAAUGGCAUCCUAAAUCAAAUUGUCUCCUUCCUUCCAAUAAAAGAGGCUGCUAGGACUAGCAUUUUAUCGAGAAAAUGGAGAUACAUCUGGACCACCAUCACCAGUCUGGAUUUAGACAGUUGCCUCUUCAAUAAAUGGGAAACUUUUGCAAGUUCAAUUGAUCGGUUAGUUACUCAUCAUGAUGGGCCUGUUCUACAGAAGCUCCGGCUCUCAUUACUGUGGGCCAGGAGCAGACAUACAACCCAGAUCAAUGGGUGGAUUGCUUCUGCUGUAAAGUUAAACGUCCAGGAGCUCGACCUCUACAUCCCCAUGGAAGAAUAUGAACUUCCUUGCUGCCUUUUUACUUGCAAGUCGUUAUUGAUUUUGAAACUGGCAUUGAACUGCUCUGUUCUCAGACUGCCUACUGCAUCAGGUCUUAGUAGGAUUAAGAUGUUGCAUCUUACAGAGGUUGACUUUCCGAAUGAGAAGACAUUCGAAGAACUCUUUUUGAGCUUUCCCAAGCUUGAGAAUUUGAACCUUGAAAAUUGUGGUCUGACCCAUUUCGAGUUUCUCAAUAUCUCCAGCCAUGAACUUAAAAAAUUGGUUAUCAGCAAUUGCCGUGGUCUACACGAGUGUAGGAUCUAUAUUUCUACUCCCAAUCUCUUAUCUUUCAAAUUAGUUGGUAACGUAGCACGGGACUACACUGUAGGGAUCCUACCAACUCUUGAAGAUGCAUUCAUUGAUUUUAGAGGAAAUCUUCCAUGGAAGCAUAAUAUUGGUGGCUUUGAUCUUGAUCACAGUUAUUGUUUUCGUAAGAUUCUUAGAAGGCUUCAUAAUGCAAAAUCUCUAACAAUUUCUGCCUCCUGUAUUGAGUUCCUCUCCGCCAUUGAAGACAUGUUAAAGCACCUGCAUACUUUUCACAGUCUAAAGCAUUUGAAGCUUACAACGAGUCUCAGGGAAGACCAUAUUCAUCUGAUAACCUGCAUCUUAGAGAGCUCUCCAAAUCUACAAACUUUUGUUCUUGAGAUAGAAGACGAGGACGAAGAUCGGAAUCGAAAGGUCUACAAUCUCGGUCCCUUUAAGCCAGUUGACGUCAGGCACUUUGGUAGACAUGAGAACGAUAUCGAGCUUGUGAAGUUUUUGCUCAAGAAUGCGGCAAAAUUGGAGAAAAUGAUAAUCACCACUUUCAAGAAAUUCCAAGAACCAACUUACUUAGAGAAAUUGGGACCGGGGGAGUUUAAUUAUCACAACUUUGAUGAUACUGACUCCUGGAUAUGGUUUACAAGUUGCAAUACCAUUUUCCUUGAACUUAAUAGAUGUCCAUGGGAUUGUGUUGAACAUCUGUUCGGUAGGUUAGGUGGGACCCAAUCUGCAUCUUCAGUUUUGUGACACUUGAGCACCGUCCAAUAGAGCUACACAAUCAGACCCAUAUGUAGUUUUCUUUGUUUUGAACAUGGGAUGCAAUCUACCUUUUUGCUUUCCAUUUUUAAUAUUUUUAUGUUUUUUUAAAUAUUUUAUGUGAAAAAUCAGUACAACAUAGGAUUCGGAAAUACCCCCAUCCGAGUUUUGCUUGAAUCCACUAGGGAGGUGGCUUUGUUUUGAUCGCAUCAGGUGUUUGGAAUGCUGCAAAAGAAGAAGCUUGCCGAGAGUCGGGUACAAAUAAUCAUUGGACGAUCCAGAUUAAUGCAUGGACUAUCCCUUGUAUCCAAAAGCAACUAGUAAUUUUGUAAGCCUAUGAUACAACUUGUCUUAGAUCUUCACCAUA
This is a messenger RNA of Magnolia sinica, 2392 nucleotides long. Its product is annotated as F-box/LRR-repeat protein At4g14103-like. The coding region runs from base 544 to 2016 and encodes 490 amino acids. The record is from RefSeq and is a predicted model, not a curated record. Gene Ontology annotation, molecular function: protein binding. The transcript is spliced from 3 exons. NCBI's taxonomy places the organism in Eukaryota, Viridiplantae, Streptophyta, Magnoliopsida, Magnoliales, Magnoliaceae.